AUGCCGCAGCGAGGCGUUGUCCCGCGGGAGCGGCAGAAGCGCCCGCGCCAAAGUGGCGGGGAGGUGGGGCAGGUGAAGGCCUCGCCGCACCACGGCGAGAUGAUCACAGAUGAGAGCCUUUGCCGGCACGAGGAGGCGGAGGCGUCGCUGGAGUCCGACUGCCUUCCCUCAACCGCCUCGGCAGCUGCGGCCGCAGACAUACAGAAUGAGUUGAAGGGGCAGUUCGACGCCUGCCAGUUAAUUGAGCGGGACGUUGCCUCACUGCUGAAGCGGCGAGAGCAGUCCACCGCGGUGAUGGGUAGCAUUCUCUCACUGAGGAACAUUUCGCCCUACGACACAGUACGUCUUAAUGUCGGGGAUGAGCCCUUUACGGUUCCUCUCCAGCUACUGUUAAGCAGAGACGGCAACGCGAACUACUUCGAUGUCCUUUUUGGGUUCUGCCAGAGCAGCACCUUUGGCGAUAAUGCGGAGGGUCAGGGGCAGGACGGCAGCGGGGGUGGCGGUGGCGGCGGUGGUAGCAACCCCUACAGCCGUCUCAUGCAGCCCCCGACGUUAGAUGAGACGGGGGCGCUUUUCAUCGACAGAGACCCCGCCACCUUUCGUCUCAUUCUCAAUUACCUUCGCGGGUACCGCAUGCUGACGAUGCUGAACGAAGACCAGCUGUCGAUGCUGAAGACGGACGCCCGGUACUUUCAGAUUCGCGGUUUAAUGGAUGAGUUGGGCGCGCAAACCACGGAGGGCAGCGUUAAGUUUCGGCCUGGCCCCGGUGUGAAUCCCGAGCGCAAUCGAUUUCGCGUCAUCUACGGUGUGGCCAUGGUUGGCCACCGCUUUCUCAUUACGGGGCGCCACCGCAUCACGUUCCAGGUUCUUAACAGCGACUACGUCGGCAUUGGGCUAGUCUCCGACUCCUGCGUCAGCACAGACCAGGAGUUUCACAGGACCUCGCACUGUUGCGUGUACUACAUGACAGGCGUCUUCUAUUCGAACUUUCCGCAUCACCGAAAGGAAGACGGACUCGAGGCGUUGGAAAAAGAUGACUACGUGUCACUCAUGGUUGACAUGAACAAACGUGUGGCGGAGUACACCUUGAAGAACUCGACAAAGAUGAUCUCGCUCGGCAACGCCCGGAAGCUGCGAUUCGCCGUGGCCAUGAAGUUGAGCUCAAGCGUGCGGAUUGUCCCGGAGGAAGAGGCGGAGCAGCUUCCCCUCUUUCAGCGAAGGGCGCAGGCAGAGCCUGUCCUGCUUGGGAGCCGCACACCGACCAUGGGCGACGACCGUGAGGCACUGACGCAAGCCUCGCAGCCAAACGGCGCAGGUUCGCUGGCCCCGGGCGGGAUGCAGGAGCCGAUAUUGUUGCGACGGACACAGAGCGCAACACCCUUGUUUCUUUCACGUAGCUUGGAAGGCAACGCGCGUGCCAGCUUUGCCGAUGGACUUGGAAGGACAGCGCGAGCCAUUGUGCUCAGUUCCUUCACAGGUGGCCCUUUGCCGAAUGACAUCAACGAAAUAGAUCCGCUUCUCUUCAUCCCUGGCAACCGCGACCCACGUGAAGGCACGUAA
Messenger RNA from Trypanosoma conorhini, 1560 nucleotides. RefSeq lists its product as uncharacterized. Bases 1 to 1560 code for a protein of 519 amino acids. NCBI's taxonomy places the organism in Eukaryota, Euglenozoa, Kinetoplastea, Trypanosomatida, Trypanosomatidae. The transcript has a single exon. Gene Ontology annotation, biological process: protein homooligomerization. The record is from RefSeq and is a predicted model, not a curated record. Gene Ontology annotation, molecular function: protein binding.